AUGAGCUCGAACCCUCCUCAGUCGGGCACCCAAGGACAAAGCACCGCUACUCCCGCCGCUUCGACCCAGCCCGCAACCUCUACCCCCCUGGCUGCCACCCAGGCGCCUACCAUAUCCUACGCCAACGCAACUAAAAAGUCCGCGACGGAUUCUCCCGCCGCACCCGUCACCGUGGGCGGUUCAGCGCAACAUGGGCAGUCGAGCUCCGUAUCUACUGUGAACGGCAAACCCAUGCAACCCCAACAGUCUGCCUCUUCGGGCGUGACCAUUGUCAAUGGAGCCCCAACCGCUCCAGCUGCUUCCUCCGAUCACUCUCGCAAGCCCUCUGUGACCAUCACCUCCAGCGGCACCUCCGGCUAUAUGCCCAACGGCGGCGGCCCAGCCAGUCGGCCCAACAGUCUGCAGUUCGGAUUCCAGCAGAGCUCUCCCAACAUGGGUGCUCCCGCUGUGCCUGCCUCGACCCAGGCGCAGGCUGGACUCGGUGCCCCUUCGCCCAACCCGCGUGUGACGUCCCCUCAGACCUCCCCUUCGCCUAUUCCCCAGCCCGCUUCCAGCGGCGGUCGUCCACCCCCAUCGACCUACCAGGCGCAAGGAAAUGUGCCGAACUUCGGUAGCUUCGGAGAGUCUGGUGAUGCUAACGCCUCUGCUGCACACGGUGCUCAACACUUGCGUCGCGAGUCUUCCCAGUCCACCCACAGCGACCACAUGGGCAGCGGACGCUCGGGCUACCCUCCCCAGGGUGGCCGCGGUCGUGGAUACUCCCAGUCCGGCUACCAGGGACAGCAGAUCCCCUACUCUCCUAACCCCGGUUUCCGUCAGACUCCCAACCAACCACGAGCCGGUCCUAACAUGGGUCCCCAAUUCCACGGUCCCAACCAAGGCCGUCCGUUGGCUCCUUACCCGAACUCGCCUCACCAGGCCAACCGCAGCCCUGCUCUGGCCAACGUCAACCCGACCACUCCUCAGAUGAACCCGGUCCCGAUGGCACACCCCCAAAUGCCCCCGCAGCCCUAUGGCUACGGCCAACACAUGGGCCCUCAAGCUGUGAGAUCUCCCCCUUCCCGUUCUUCCCGGAAUGAUCCCCGACGUGGUACUCCAAGGAACCUCAACAGCAAUUGGAGGCGCAAGGAGAAACCUACAUACUCUCCUGAGUGUUCCGUGGACCUUGCGCCCGAAAGCGGCCAAUUUGAACAAAUUCUGACAAUAGUGAAAAAUCAACAGUCUUAUCCCGGCGGCUACGAUCCCAACUACGGCACUUACUACCAGAAUGGCGCAUACUUCAUGACCCCGCCAUCCCCCCAGCCUCGCGCCGCUGGCAUGCCCUACAAUCCUCAGUUCAUGGGACAGCAAUACCCUGCCCCUAUGCCUCAGGCGGCCCCCCUCUCGCGUACCCCCUCCCAGGUCUCUACUGAUCGUCCAGGUUCGAGCCUCGGUCAAGGACCGGCACCCACCGGUCCUACUGCUCCCAGUCACACCCACACUGGCAGCCGUCCAUCCAACAGCCCUGCCCCUAAGCCCCACUUCAUCAUCCCCUCAGCUAAGAAGAGCCCAAUCAUCAUCAAGGAUCCCAACAGUGGCUCAGUCAAGACCUUCGAAAAGAACCCCGCCUCUCCUGCACGUGCUACCCCUUCGCCCGUGAAGUUCACUCCGCCCCCCACAGGCACUCCCCCACCUCGCACUGGCAGCGCCGCCGAGCACACUCGCACCGACAGCAAGGCCAACGCUGCUAAGACCGACGAGGAGAAGAAGCAGGAACUGAAGGAUGCCGUUCGUUUGAAGAUCCAGCAGGAUGAGGCUGAGCAGAAGCAGCGUCUCGCUGAUGAGGCCGCUCGCAAGGCCGCGGAAGCUGAGUCCACCGAUGCCAAGAAGGAUGACACCGAGUCUGCCCGGGCUGCCAUCGAGGACAUGAGCAUCAAGGACAAGGCCGCUCCCGUCGAGGAGCCCAAGAAGGAUGUUCCUGUCGAGGAAACCGAGAAGGUCGCCGCCGCUGAAGAGCCCAAGACUGCCCCUGCUCCUGCCCCUGCUCCCGAAGAAGACGAGAUUGACUUCGAUGCUAUUGAGCGUGAGAUGGCUGAAAUUGAAGCCAAGGAGCGUGAGGCCGAGGAGAAAUACUACCAGGCCAAGAAGGCCAAGAAGGAGGAAGCUGAACGCAAAGAGCGUGAAGAGCUUGAGAACUACGAGGCUAACAUGAAGAAGGCUGAGGCUGAGGCUGAGGCCCGCGAACUUGCCCGCGAGAACGCUCGUGCCCAAGGCGAGACCGGACCGGAAGAGAACAAGGAUUUGUUUGCCUCACUCAAGAAGGGUGGAUUCAGUGCUACUCAGACUUCCACUCCUGGCGAUAGCGGUGCUGCCACUCCUGUUUCAUCAGACAUGGGACCUCCAGCCAAGCCCCUCAGUGCUGUGCCCAAGAAGCCCGCUGGCCUCAAGAUUGAUACCCCCAAGCCCGCUGAGCCCCUGCAGCCUACUCCCGGCAUGAAGUCUCUGCAAAAUGCCAAGUUCCUCAAGGAUCUUAGCAAGAUCACAUACCCAUCAUCCAUCAAUCCUCCCAGCGCUGCUCUGAACGCCGCUGCACCCGAAGGCCGUAAGUUCCACUACGACCGGGACUUCCUGCUUCAAUUCCAGGCCAUCUUCAAGGACAAGAUCUCCGUGGAUUGGGACCUUCGUCUCCGCGACACAGUUGGCGAUGCCAACGACUCUUCCCGUCCUCAGUCAGCCCGCACUCCCAGCAUGGGUGGCCGCGGUUCCCGUGGCGGCGCUAUGAGUAACUUCCCUACUGCCAUGGGCAACUUCGCAACUAGCCGUCCCGGUCAAAUGCCACCUAUGGGUAGCGGACAGAUGGGCAACCGUACCGCAUCCGGCUUCGGAUUCGGACGAGGCGGCCCUGGUGGUAUGGGUCCUAUUGGUAACAUUCGCCAGAACUCUGCUGGUGUUUCCGCUCGUGGCAACUCUAGCAAGGGUCCUCGCACCGACAGCCGCCAGAACAAGAAGCACGGUGGCCGACAGGACGAGGCACAGAACAAGUCGAUGCCCCUUACCGCUGGUAUGGAGCUCAAGGCAAUUCAAACCACCGCAAGUGGUUGGAAGCCUCGCAGUGUUGGACAAGCCGCCGCUGGACCUGCUCCUGGUGGUGACACUGGCUACAUGGCACCGGAUGUCGUGCAGCGCAAGGUCAAGGCUGCUCUCAACAAGAUGACUCCGGAGAAGUUCGACCGUAUCUCUGGUCAGAUCCUCGAGAUUGUCUCCCAGUCUAAGGACGAGAGCGACGGUCGUACUCUGCGCCAGGUCAUUCAGCUCACUUUCGAGAAGGCUACUGACGAGGCUCACUGGGCUCCCAUGUACGCCAAGUUCUGUAAGAGCAUGUUGGAGAGCAUGAGCGCAGAGAUCAAGGAUGAGAACAUUCGUGACCGAUCCGGCAACGUUGUUGCUGGUGGAAGCUUGUUCCGCAAGUACUUGCUUAACCGUUGUCAAGAAGAGUUCGAGCGUGGCUGGAAGCUUAACCUGCCUGAAAAGCCCGAGGGCACUACUGAAGAGAUUGCCAUGAUGUCUGAUGAAUAUUACAUCGCGGCUGCCGCUAAGCGUCGUGGUCUCGGUCUCGUCAAGUUCAUUGGUGAACUGUACAAGCUUGGCAUGCUUACUGAGCGUAUCAUGCACGAGUGUGUCAAGAAGCUUGUGGAUUACGAGGGUAUUCCCGAUGAAGCCGAGGUUGAGAGUCUGACCAGUCUGCUGCGCACCAUUGGUGCCAGCCUCGAUGCCUCCGAGAAGGGCCCUGCUAUGAUGGAUGCCUACUUCGCACGUAUCCACCUCAUGAUUGAGAUCCCUGGCCUGCCCAGCCGUCUCCGAUUCAUGCUUCUGGAUAUUGUUGAUCUUCGCUCCGCACGCUGGGCCUCCAAGGACGCUGAUAAGGGUCCCCAGACCAUUGUUGAGAUUCGCGAGGCUGCUGCCCGUGCCGCACAAGCCGCCGAGGCUGAGCGCCAACGCCAGACCAACAACCGCGGAGGCGGUGGCCGCAUCCCCAUGGGUCGCGGUGACGCCCGCGGCUUCGGAUACGGAAACCAGGCUCCUCCCCCUGACUACGCCUCUAGCAAGGUUGGCAGUGAUGAUCUCCGCCGCCUUCGCGCGACUCGCAACACCAACCAGCCCAUGUCAUUCGGUCCCUCCAGCCUUCUCGGUUCGCGCACCAACAGCGGCCGCAAGAACCUCGGACCCGGUGGUAACCUGGUCCGUGGCAGUGACGACAGCGCUGCCAGCAGCCGCAAUGGCACUCCCCCCGGUGGCAAGAAGGAAGAUAAGGAAGCCGCUUCAUCUAUGAAUGCUUUCAGCGCCCUUGCUGCUCUUGAAGAUCGGGAUAACAUGGCAACCUCGCCUCCAUCAAACCCCACUUCCCCGAUGCUCACCAAGUCGCAGCCCGCGGCAGCGGAGCGUCGUCCCUCCCAAACCCCGUCUGUCAAGGACGGCGAGUCCGCAGCAUAG
Molecule: messenger RNA, 4470 nt
Organism: Penicillium paradoxum
Lineage: Eukaryota; Fungi; Ascomycota; Eurotiomycetes; Eurotiales; Aspergillaceae
Product: putative eukaryotic translation initiation factor subunit eIF-4F
Exons: 6
Coding region: 1-4470 (1489 amino acids)
Cellular component (GO): eukaryotic translation initiation factor 4F complex
Molecular function (GO): mRNA binding; protein binding; translation initiation factor activity
Source: RefSeq, a predicted model, not a curated record